Drosophila mojavensis is the source of this 11538-nucleotide messenger RNA. It is a transcript of the gene Nipped-A, whose product is annotated as transcription-associated protein 1. The record is from RefSeq and is a predicted model, not a curated record. The transcript has 21 exons. Lineage: Eukaryota; Metazoa; Arthropoda; Insecta; Diptera; Drosophilidae. Gene Ontology annotation, molecular function: transcription coregulator activity; protein binding. Bases 77 to 11467 code for a protein of 3796 amino acids. Gene Ontology annotation, cellular component: nucleus; SAGA complex; NuA4 histone acetyltransferase complex. Gene Ontology annotation, biological process: regulation of DNA-templated transcription; DNA repair.
AAAUUCACACAUUUCGCUUGUUUACACCGGUAAAGUCACUUCGUUUGUUGCAAAAUAAUAUUAAUGGUCACUUAAAAUGGCACACGGGGAAAAUAAUCCGGUUAACAAUUUCCGGAAUUACCUAAGCAUAUUAAAUGAUCCGUCGGCAAGCGAGGACAUCAAGCUGAAAGCCACUCAGGAGUUGAGCGAGCAUUUCGAAAUGAUAAUGCAAUCUCCGAGCUAUCCCUCAUUUUUGGAAAAUGCACUUAAGAUAUUUAUGCGUAUAUUACAAGAGGGGGAGCCUCAAUUUAUUCAAGAAAACACUAUUCAGCACAUUCGUAAACUUAUACUUGAGAUGAUACAUCGACUGCCCAUAACAGAGAAUCUGAGGCAGCAUGUUAAGUCAAUUAUAACAAUGAUGCUGAAAUUAUUAAAAACUGACAAUGAAGAGAAUGUGUUAAUCAGUCUUCGUAUAAUAAUUGAGCUGCACAAACAUUUCCGUCCAUCUUUCAAUCCUGAGAUUCAACUCUUUUUAGGAUUUGUUAAAGAAAUUUAUACAAAUCUUCCAAAUAAUCUAACAGCAAUAUUUGAAACAUCAAAUGACAUUUGGAUAAGCGACUUAAAAGACCUGGACUUGGAAAUGCUUUUGCCAGAGACAUAUUCAGUUAAAACGAUACAUGUAGAGAAGUCCAUGGAGCACAAUUCACAACAAAUGAUUUAUAAUCUUCUACCUCGCGGUAUAUUAUCCUUAAAAGUUCUGCAAGAGCUGCCAAUUAUCGUAGUAUUGAUGUAUCAAAUAUAUAAAAAUGCGGUCCAUCAGGAGGUCGCUGAAUUCAUUCCUUUAAUACUUACAACUAUAAAUUUGCAGCCAACUGCACUUCAAAGAAAUUCAACACAGAAAGAAGUUUUCGUUGACUUCAUGGGAGCUCAAGUAAAAACACUUUCAUUUUUGGCAUAUAUUGUGCGAAUAUAUCAAGAUAUUGUCGUUGCAAACUCAUUGUCUGUUUCAAAUGGUAUGUUGAAUUUGAUGGAAAAUUGUCCCAAGGAAGCAGCUCAUUUACGCAAAGAACUAUUAAUUGCUGCGCGUCAUAUAUUUGCAACAGAUUUAAGACAAAAAUUUAUACCAUCAAUUGAAAAGCUGUUUGAUGAAGAUUUACUAAUCGGCAAAGGCGUCACAUUGGAUUCCAUUCGCCCAUUAGCGUAUUCUACAUUGGCUGAUCUGGCACAUCAUGUCCGUCAAAGCUUAAGCUUAGAUGUCCUAAUCAAGGCAGUAAAUUUGUUUGCUCGAAAUAUACACGAUGAGACACUUGCUAUUGGCAUACAGACUAUGUCAUGUAAGCUUCUGUUGAAUCUAGUCGAUUGCUUGCGGCACCACAGUGAAGUGGAACCAGUGCGUUCCAGAAAUGUUCUAGGGACGCUGUUGAAAGUAUUCGUGAAGAAGUUUGAAACUAUCGCUCAAAUUCAGCUACCUCUAAUAAUUCAAAAGUGUAAGGGCCAACCUCCAGCAGGUGGAGCUGCGAACCCUAUUGGUUCAUUUAACUUACCCGUUCUUCCUUUAGCAGAGAUUAAAGACGAUCAGUUAGUCAGCGAUCAGUCGAAAACAACGACUGGCUCACAAUUGAUUUGCUCUGUGAAUGUAGCUGAAUUUCGAAGUUUGGUGAAAACACUCGUUGGUGGCGUUAAAACAAUUACUUGGGGAUUUUUCAAUUCAAAGACUCAUGUCUCCGAAUCCAACAUGCAAGUGCAGGAGAAGCUGUUCAGUCCUGAGAUAUUGUGUACCUACAUUGACUUGGUGCAUUUUGCAAUGGAAGCUUUAGAUAUAUAUACCAUUAAUGUAAAUCCUAAUCAACAACGAGCAUCUGGGCUGAUUUCACGGAGCAAAGAGGAAAAGGAAGUUCUAGAGCAUUUCAGUGGCAUUUUUCUCAUGAUGCACUCGCAGAACUUCCAAGAAAUAUUUGCAACCACAAUUGAUUUUUUGGUGGAGCGUAUCUAUAAAAAUCAAGCUCUACAGGUUAUAGCGAACUCAUUUUUAGCGAAUCCAACCACUUCGCCACUCUUUGCUACAGUGUUGGUUGAGUACCUUCUGGAUAAAAUGGAGGAAAUGGGCUCAAAUGUCGAACGAUCAAACUUAUAUCUCCGCUUGUUUAAGCUCGUCUUUGGCAGCGUUAGCCUGUUUCCUGUGGAAAAUGAACAAAUGCUGCGGCCACAUCUGCACAAAAUUGUUAUACGUUCAAUGGAGUUGGCGUUAAUUUCAGAUGAGCCCUACAACUAUUUCCUACUGCUACGGGCUUUGUUCAGAUCAAUUGGUGGUGGCAGUCAUGAUCUGCUCUAUCAAGAAUUCCUGCCGCUAUUACCCAAUUUACUAGAAGGCUUAAAUCGCUUACAAAGCGGAUUCCACAAACAACACAUGCGGGAUCUUUUCGUUGAACUCUGUUUGACUGUACCUGUGCGACUCUCAUCAUUGCUGCCAUAUCUCCCCAUGCUCAUGGAUCCAUUGGUUUCAGCCUUGAACGGUUCACCUACUCUCAUAAAUCAGGGGUUAAGGACUUUGGAGCUGUGCGUCGACAAUUUGCAACCAGACUUUUUGUAUGACCAUAUACAACCAGUAAGGGCAGCUUUGAUGCAAGCCCUAUGGAAAACGCUAAGAAAUCAAGACAAUGCUGCGCUUGUUGCUUUUCGUGUGCUUGGUAAAUUUGGUGGAGGCAACCGUAAAAUGAUGGUAGAGCCACAAACAUUGCAUUACGAUCAUGGCCAGAAGCCGAAGAUCUCAAUAAUUACAUACUUCCAAGAAUAUGAGAAACCAAUUGAGUUUCCCGUUGAGCAUGCCAUUGAGUCGGCCUUCAAAGCAUUGAGCUCAAAUACCACCGAUCAAUUUUAUAGACGUCAAAGUUGGGAAGUAAUUCGAUGUUUUCUAGCUGCCUUUAUUAGUCUAGACGAUGAAAAACAUACACUGCUAAAGUUAUUCACACACAAUGACUUUGUGGAAAGCAACAUUAUGAAUUGGCCAAUAUUCCACAACAAAAUAGAAACGUCGAGCGUGCGUGGAACUCAUCUAACAGCUCUUAUUGGCAUGUUGGUUGCCUCAGCCACGAAAGACUUGCGGGACUCAGUGUGUCCUGUUAUGGCAGCCGUUGUUAGGCACUAUACCAUGGUGGCGAUUGCUCAACAAGCAGGACCAUUCCCACAAAAGAAUUUCAUGUCGAACGGCAUAGAUCCCAUGGUGUUAAUCGAUGCGCUGGCCGCUUGCAUGGGACAUGAAGAAAAGGAAUUGUGCAAGCCCGGCAUAGCUUGCAUGGGAAUAAUACUGGACACUGCUGCAAAUAUAAUGGGAAAUAAAGACAGAGCUUGCAAGCUGCCCCUAAUGCAAUAUUUGGCAGAGAGAAUGACCGCCUUGUGCUACGAUCGCCCCUGGUAUGCCAAGGUUGGCGGCUGCCAGGCUAUUCAAUUCCUCUGCAAGCAUAUGUCUCUACGCGCUCUGUACCAGCAUUUGUUCAAUUUCCUAAAAGCGUUUAUGUUUGUACUGAUGGAUCUGGAGGGAGAUGUGUCAAAUGGCGCCCUUGACAUAACUAAAAACUAUAUGAAAACAAUGUUGGAGAUAUGCUUGUCACCCAUAAGUAUAAAUUCACGAAAUGACGAACUGGAGGAUUUGCAAGCGAAAGCCACAUACGACGUGAUCCAUGAGCUUGUGCGUCACAUAACAAGCCCCAACUCCAUUGUUAGAGAGGAAUCCAUGCUGCUAUUAAAGCACAUCGGUGCAAUACAGAAAAAGACUGUCUCCGAGGUCAUGGACCCGCACAAGGAAGUCCUAGCUGAUAUAAUACCACCAAAAAAACACUUCUUGAGGCAUCAACCUGCCAAUGCACAAAUCGGAUUGAUGGAUGGUAACACGUUCUGUACCACUUUGGAGCCACGCCUCUUCACCAUCGAUUUGACAAACACUUACCAUAAACUAUUCUUCCACGAAUUACUCACACUAAGUGAAGCGGAGGAUGCGACUUUAGCGAAAUUGGAUUGCUAUAAAAAUGUCACAAACCUCAUACCAUUACGAAUAAGCGCGUUGCGAGCUUUAGCAGCUUGUCAUUAUAUUAAUGAUAUUGGCUGUAAGGAAAAAAUAAUAAACAUCAUAUUUAAAGUAAUGGAAAAUGAUAAGCCCGAGCUGCAAGAAACCGCCUAUAAUUGCAUGAAAACAUUUAUAUCUGGUACUACACUCGACAGAGAGAAAGUACAAGCUGCAAUGCGACCUCUGCUAUUAAAACUUGGCGACCACAGGAACUUGUCUAUUCCAGCCAUAAAACGAUUAUCAUAUUUUACCCAACUCUUUCCGCAAAUGUUUAAUGAGAAACUUAGUGAGCAAAUAUUGCAGCAUUGUGCAAAGAUUAUUGAAAUAUUUGUGGGCCAAUAUAAGUGCACAAACGAAUCAGUGAACUUCUUUGCAACAUCGAAAGGCGGAGAAUACGAACAGAAAAUUGUGACACUCAUUGAAAUGUUUUACCACAUUACUGCAUCAUCGAAGUAUAUCGAAAAGUUAUGCCAAUUGGUUUUACAAACUGAAAAGAAUCUGAUGAUCGAGGCAUCAAGUCCAUAUCGCGAAGCUCUGAUCAUGUUUUUACAACGUUUUCCAUCUGAAACUGUUGAUCUUUUCAUGAUGGAUUCGAUUAUGAAAGACCCGCAGUGGAAUCGGUUCUUUAUAUUCUUAUUAAAACAUAAAAAUGGCCAAGCAUUUCGAACAAUCAUUAAGAACUCGAAAUAUGUUGUCCUUUUGGAUUAUUUAAGUUGGAAUACGGCUAUGAAUAAUACCCAGAAAUAUAAUGUGCAACAUCAGGCUGUGCUUAUCAUAUUUACUCUAAUGGAACAGGAUGAUCAAUGGAUUCCAACAAGACCCGAUAUUGUUGACGCUCUGAAGAACAUGUGGCGAAAUCAUUUGUACUCGACAUGUUUGGAAAAUGUCGCUUGCGAUUUGUGGCAUUUGGUUGGAAAAAUACUCUUGCUAUAUUUCUCGAAUAACACAAAUGAUAUCGAUUUGCUGUUUCAACUUUUGCGUGCUUUAUGCUUACACUUCAUACCGGAUGUCUAUUUUCUGCGAGACUUUUUGCAAAACACAGUCGCACAAAGCUUUACUGUCAACUGGAAAAGAAAUGCAUUCUUUCAUUUCGUUGAAAACUUCAAUAACAAUACCUUCACAGAAGUUCUAAAAGCAAAAAUAAUUACAGCAAUUUUAAUACCUUGCUUCACCGUGAGUUUUGACAAAGGUGAAGGAAAUAAGUUAAUUGGAGCUCCGCCCACGCCGUAUCAAGAGGAUGAGAAAAAUAUUGUUUCAGUGUUUAUCAAUAAAGUAUUUGACCCCGACAAGCAGUAUGACGAUGCAGUAAGAAUUGCCCUAUUGCAACUCGCGUGCCUGCUCGUCGAACGCGCCUCGCAGCACAUACACGACGGCGAUGCUAACAAUAAGAGACAAGGCAAUAAGCUUAGACGCCUAAUGACCUUUGCCUGGCCGUGCCUACUCAGCAAGAAUUGUGUGGAUCCUACGGCACGUUAUCAUGGUCACUUGCUGCUUGCCCAUAUUAUUGCAAGACUUGCCAUUCAUAAGAAAAUCGUACUGCAAGUUUUCCACUCGUUGCUAAAGGGACACGCGCUAGAAGCCAGACCCAUUGUGAAGCAGGCUCUGGACGUGCUAACUCCAGCAAUGCCGCUGCGCAUGGAAGACGGAAACACGAUGUUGACUCACUGGACUAAAAAGAUUAUUGUCGAGGAAGGCCACGCAAUACAACAGCUCUUCCACAUCCUGCAGCUAAUUAUUCGUCACUACAAAGUUUACUUCCCCGUAAGACAUCAAUUGGUGCAGCAUCUCAUAAAUUAUAUGCAGCGCUUAGGAUUUCCGCCAAACGCUUCUAUUGAGCAUAAGAAAUUGGCUGUGGACUUGGCAGAAGUUAUCAUAAAAUGGGAGCUGCAUCGCAUCAAACAAGAUGAAAGAGAUGUAAAAGCUGAAGAAUCUGAAGAGGAUUUAAGAGACAGCCACCACAGCAAGCGAGUGGGAAGUGAACCAACUGAAAAUAGGAAAAAAAUCACUGAGUCUUCGGGACAGGCUGUGCAACAAGGCGUGGGCACUCAUACAAAGUCUGAAGACGUUCUUCGAUCGAUUGAUAAAUCGUUCUGCGAUACAGUUCUUAAUUUCCUUAUUCGUUUAGCAUGUCAAGUCAAUGAUGUACAGCCCGGAAUUAUUUCCUCGGGGGAUAACUUGUCAAGAAGGUGCAUCAUGCUUUUAAAAUUGGCCAUGCGUCCCGAAAUCUGGCCUCAGCCAUUCGACAUUAAAAUCAAUUGGCUAGAUAAAGUUCUGGCCACAAUUGAGACGCCUCAUCACAACUUGAAUAAUAUAUGCACUGCAAUUGACUUCCUAACGUUCCUAACUACAAUAUUAAGCUCGGACCAAUUGGUGACAAUAAUACGACCGGUUCAACGUGGUCUUUCAUUGUGUAUUAUACACCAGAAUACAAGAAUUGUGCGCUUAAUGCACAUAUUUUUAACACGACUGAUGGCAACAUUUCCGCCGGAUGCACAGCACAAGCAUAACGAUUUUGAUGUAUUGUACAGUGCCAUUAGCAAAAUGAUAACAGACAACCUAACGUUCUAUGAGAAGACUCCUCAGCCGAAUGCCUCAUCUUUAUUCGGAACCCUGAUGAUUUUAAAGGCUUGCACCACCAACAAUCCAAGUUAUAUUGACCGGAUAUUAGUUCAGUUCAUUCGAGUUUUAAAUCGUCUUACAAAGGAUCACAUUAAUAUUAAUACAACGAAUACGACCAGCACCCAACCGACUGAUUCCAAUUCGCUGGCUCUCGAGCUGUUGGUCUUAUCUUUGGAAUUGAUUAAGAACAGAGUUGUUAUAAUGAGCGUGGAAAUACGAAAACUAUUUAUAGGCACUAUUUUAGUGAGUCUAAUCGAAAAAAGCUCGGAAGUUAAGAUUGUAAAAUGCAUCAUCAAAAUGCUCGACGAUUGGGUGAAGUGUAAAGAAACAAAUAUCUCAGCUCACGUUCCAUCCAUACGAGAGAAGUCGGCACUGCUAGUAAAACUAAUGCAAUACGUCGAAAAGAAAUUUGCCGAUGAGGUUGAGCUGAAUGUUCAGUUUUUGGAAAUCAUCAAUUACAUAUACCGUGACGAAGUACUGAAACAAACGGAACUAACAAGCAAAUUGGAGGGCGCCUUUCUGAAUGGUCUACGGUUUCAGAAUCCUCAUGUGCGGGCGAAGUUUUUCGAAAUUCUUGAUUCGUCAAUGCGCCGCAGACUUCACGACAGGCUCUUGUAUAUAAUCUGCUCACAGGCAUGGGACACUAUCGGAUCACAUUAUUGGAUAAAGCAAUGCAUCGAACUGCUUAUUUUGACAGCUAAUACCAUGACACAGAUCCAGUGCUCGAAUGAGGCCUUUAAAAUCCCAUGUAUAUCUUCUGUGAUUCCAACAAACUCUAACGAUUCUCAAGAGCAUACAUUUGUUUCGUUUCUGUCCUCACAACCAGAAUCAUUUGAGAAUGUUCAAAGUGUUAAUGACAAAGACGACGUUUUCGAUAUUGAUCUAAAACUUGAAUUCACGUCAGUUCGCAAAGAAGACUGUCAGCAAAUACUUUCCACGCGCAGAGACACGUUGGUUGAGUUGAUCUACAAGCAAGCGGAGUUCCUAGAGGCGAAUCGAAAUAUACGCACAGAGCAAAUGCUUGUAGCAACAUCACAAUUGUGUCACAUGGACACACAGCUAGCCGAGAGCGUGUGGCUCUCAAUUUUCCCUAGCAUUUGGGGUAUAUUCACUGAUGACCAGAGAAUUAAUAUAUCGAAGGAAUUAAUACCGUUCCUGUCAUCUGGCACGAAUGUAAAUCAGAAGGAUUGCAGUCCCAGCACGCUGAAUACGUUUGUGGAGAGCCUCACUCAUUGCACACCCUCGAUUUAUAUUCCUCCAAAUCUCUUAACAUAUUUGGGUAAAUCGCAUAAUCUAUGGCACAGAGCCAUCUUAGUGCUAGAAGAUUUGGCCAUGGAAUACUCCACGCGCAAUGAUUUGAGCAAUCCGGACGUAACUCAGCCAGAAUCGGAUAUACAAAAUUUGAAUAACAUCUACGAUUCUCUUUCCAAAAUGUACUCCGCGAUGCACGAGGAAGAUCUUUGGGCUGGCCUUUGGCUGAAGUACGGGCAUUAUCCCGAAACAAAUAUUGCCAUAUCAUAUGAGCAAAUGGGCUUCUUUGAAGAAGCCCAGGGUGCCUACGACCUAGCCAUGACAAAGUUUAAACAGGACUUGAACAGUGGCCAGAUAAACAUUGAUGUUAACAGCGAAUUAUUGCUAUGGGAGGAACAUUGGAUGCGCUGUGCGAAGGAACUAAAUCAGUGGGACAUUUUAUUGGACUAUGCUCAGACGAAUAGAGAGAAGAAUAUGUUCCUGAUUCUGGAAAGCUCCUGGCGCGUACCCGACUGGAAUCUAAUGAAGAAUGCACUGUCCAAAACGGAGCAGUGUUAUUCCAAGCAAUAUGGAUUUAAAUUGAACUUGUACAAAGGAUAUUUGUCAAUCCUGUAUCAAGAGGAUAGGCAGGCGGCUAGUGUUGAGCGCUAUGUAGAGAUUGCCUCGAGCUUGUGUAUCAGAGAAUGGCGGCGCUUGCCGAAAAUCGUAUCUCACAUUCAUCUGCCAUAUCUGCAGGCCUCACAGCAAAUUAUGGAAUUGCACGAAGCAAGUCAAAUCCAUCAGGGCUUAACGCAGUCCAGAAAUUCCUCGCUGCACGAUAUGAAAGCCAUUGUGAAAACAUGGCGCAAUAGGUUACCCAUUAUAUCGGAUGAUCUAUCACAUUGGAGCGACAUUUUCACGUGGAGACAACAUCACUAUCAAAUAAUAACGCAGCACCUGGAGCAACAGUCGGAUCAAGGCAGCACAAUGCUGGGAGUGCAUGCCUCAGCACAAGCUAUUAUUUCCUUCGGCAAAAUAGCGAGGAAACAUAAUCUGACUGGAGUGUGCCAGGAGACAUUAUCUAGAAUAUACACUAUACCCGCCGUGCCAAUAGUGGAUUGCUUCCAGAAAAUACGCCAGCAAGUAAAAUGUUAUUUGCAAAUGCCCUCAACAUCAGGACGCAAUGAAAUAAAUGAAGCGCUUGAAGUGAUUGAAUUAACAAAUCUAAAGUAUUUCACGGGCGAGAUGAAUGCAGAAUUCUAUGCACUGAAAGGCUUGCUCUUAACGCAAAUUGGACGCACUGAGGAAGCUGGCAAAGCGUUUAGUGCAGCAGUUCAGCUUCACGAUGGUCUAACUAAGGCGUGGGCUAUGUGGGGCGACUAUAUGGAGCAGAUUUACCUGAAGGAUAAACAAAUCUCCCAUGGUGUUAACGCGUUAAUCUGUUUUCUGCACGCUUGUCGCAAUCAGAAUGAAAGCAAAACCAGAAAGUAUAUUGCAAAGGUCUUAUGGUUCUUGUCAUACGAUAGCUCGAGCGACACUCUAAUAAGCACCUUUGAGAAAUACGUGUCUGGAAUUCCGCCAUCGUAUUGGCUACCGUGGAUACCUCAACUGCUAUGCUGUUUGGAGCAAUUCGAGGGCGAUGUAAUAUUGAAUCUUUUAAGCCAGAUUGGAAGACUAUAUCCUCAGGCAGUCUAUUUUCCGAUUCGAACACUGUACCUUACCCUAAAGAUUGAGCAGAGGGAAAAGCAUAAAUCAGCUGAACAGGCGGUGUUCGCCGGCAAAUUAACAUCUUCAACUAUGGAGAAUAUGGGAUCAGUUGGCGGAAGAAAUCAAACGGGAGUUCCAUCAGUUAAUCCUAUCAAGGCUACACCACCUAUGUGGAGAUGUUCAAAAGUAAUGCAACUGCAGCGGGAAGUUCAUCCCACAAUUUUGAGUUCACUGGAAGGAAUUGUCGAUCAAAUGGUUUGGUUUAGAGAGAGCUGGACAGAGGAAGUUUUGCGUCAGUUGCGGCAGGGCUUAAUUAAAUGUUAUGCCAUAGCAUUUGAGAAUCGCAGCACAGUGGUGAAUGCUACCAUAACCCCGCACACGCUACACUUUGUCAAAAAGCUUGGAUCAACGUUCGGUAUUGGAAUAGAAAAUGUUCCAGGAUCUGUCGCCUCCUCCAUAUCGCACUCGGCUGCAUCGGAGUCGUUGGCACGACGGGCACAAGUAACGUUUCAAGAUCCUGUCUUCCAAAAAAUGAAAGAACAAUUUACAAACGAUUUCGACUUUUCGAAGCCCGGAGCAAUGAAGUUACAUAAUUUGAUAUCCAAACUGAAAACAUGGAUAAAAGUAUUAGAAACAAAAGUGAAAAAGCUACCGACAUCCUUUUUAAUAGAGGACAAAUGCCGAUUCUUAUCGAACUUCAGUCAGAAAACGGCCGAAGUAGAGCUGCCCGGAGAGCUGUUAAUUCCGUCAUCGUCACAUUAUUACGUGCGCAUUGCUCGGUUCAUGCCACGCGUGGAAAUAGUGCAGAAAAAUAACACUGCAGCUCGCAGGUUAUAUAUAAGAGGUACGAAUGGUAAAAUAUAUCCGUACCUCGUAGUACUCGACUCUGGACUAGGCGAUGCUCGCCGUGAGGAACGCGUAUUGCAGCUGAAGCGAAUGCUAAAUUAUUAUUUGGAAAAGCAAAAGGAGACCAGUCGACGAUUCUUAAAUAUAACUGUGCCGCGAGUUGUGCCAAUUUCACCACAAAUGCGACUUGCUGAAGAUAAUCCAAAUAGUGUCUCACUGCUCAAGAUAUUUAAGAAGUGUUGUAAUAACGCAAAAAUUGACUACGACAUGCCAAUAGUUAGGUAUUACGAGCGCCUCUCUGAAGUGCAAGCCCAAGGAACACCCAUUUCGCAUACAAUUUUAAGAGAAAUUUUCACCGAAGUUCAGUGCACCAUGGUACCAAAGACUCUGCUAAGGCAAUGGGCAUUAAAUACCUUUGCUGCAGCCACGGAUUAUUGGCAGUUUAGAAAAAUGUUAACACUUCAGUUGGCGCUAUCAUAUCUGUGUGAGCACGCUCUAAACUUGACACGUCUCAAUCCAGAUAUGAUGUACCUUCAUCAGGACUCUGGACUUAUGAAUAUAUCAUACUUUAAGUUCGAUAUCAAUGAUGAUAAGGAGCAGUUUAAUCAGCAUCGACCAGUGCCAUUCAGACUGACACCAAACAUUGGCGAGUUCAUAACAAGUAUUGGCAUUUCUGGACUAUUGUCCGCGGCAAUUGUAGCCACAGCUCGUUGCUUUAUUCAGCCGAACUACAAACUGAGUUCCAUUCUACAAACUAUACUCAGAGAUGAGAUAAUCACUUUGCAGAAGAAAGGAUUUAGGCAGAGUAAAUUAUUAGAUGCAUCGCAGGAGCCUUCGGUUGAUAAUAAUACAAUGGAGCACACUAUUCGGGUUGUUAAUUCAGCUGUGGAUGUUAUUUUAUUGCGAUUGAAUAAGAUAUCCUAUUUCGACAAUAUUGAAAAGAAGAAAAUUUCGGCACUCAUACAAUCCGCCACGAAUACGGACAACUUAUGUCGCAUGGAUCCUGCUUGGCAUCCUUGGCUGUAAAUGAAAUAUUCACAUAUUAAAUAUAUAACUAUUAUUAUUAUUAAUAUUUUAAUAUAUAGAUAUCCACUUCU